AGUAGCAACCAUGGCGUCCUCGCAGCUCUUGGGUGUCCUGGUGGUGAUGGUGGUUGUGGUGGUGACGGCGUCCAAACCAACUAACAUCUCUGUUCCCUUCAUCCAACCCGAACCACGCGUGAAUUUUAAUGCUGGGUGUAAAUGUGGCCAGAAGGGCGGCUCCAGGAUCGUGGGCGGGAUAACUACAGGCGUGAACGAGUGGCCGUGGCAGGCGGCACUCAUGUUCGGCGAUGGACAGUUCUGUGGAGGCUCCCUCAUCAACGACCGCUACGUGCUAACGGCCGCCCACUGUACUGAGGGCUUGAAGGCGGACGAAAUUUAUGUACAUCUGGCUGAGCAUGACCUGAGCAACAGCGAAGAGACCCACCUGGUCAUCAGGUCUGUGUCGAAGAUCAUCAAUCACCAGAACUACCAACCUGGUGACGAAAUCAACGACAUCGCUCUCCUCAAGUUGUCCUCCCCCGUGACCGUGGGAGACAUUGUGCUGCCAGUGUGUUUGCCGCCACUUUCGCCAACUUACGCCGGCAAGACAGCCACUGUGACUGGCUGGGGAACCACCAGCUCUGGGGGCACCUCCGCCGACACCCUGCGGGAAGUGAAGCUAAAGGUACUGUCCAAUGGAGGCUGUAAGAAAAGCUACGGCGAAAGCAUCAAGAAAACCAUGUUAUGUGCUGGCAGCGCAGGCAAGGACUCCUGUCAGGGAGACUCUGGCGGACCGCUCGUCUUCAAGGAUGGCGGAGGAAACUAUGACCAGAUCGGUGUGGUGAGCUGGGGCUUCGGGUGUGGUGAUAGUGGUUACCCCGGCGUCUACACUCGAGUCAACAAAUAUCUCAAAUGGAUCAAGUCCAACACGGCCGACGGUGUGUACUGUAAAGGCAUGAAGCUGAAGUAGACCUGCAGCUCACUACACUUGUCCUCACCAAGGGUCGUCUCAGAUAACCAGAGGGCGGAGGAAGUAACCUUAACGACACCGAUGUAACAACUGUGUGCAGCUGACAACAGGACAACCCAAUGAUAUGAGGACAACCUACGCCGCACUACACUAUCUGGAUACAGUUGUCCUCAUGAAAUAAAUUUGAAAAUAAACAAAACAAAUGCCA
Messenger RNA from Homarus americanus (American lobster), 1100 nucleotides. RefSeq names its product trypsin alpha-3-like. The transcript is spliced from 6 exons. Gene Ontology annotation, molecular function: serine-type endopeptidase activity. Bases 11 to 892 code for a protein of 293 amino acids. NCBI's taxonomy places the organism in Eukaryota, Metazoa, Arthropoda, Malacostraca, Decapoda, Nephropidae. The record is from RefSeq and is a predicted model, not a curated record. Gene Ontology annotation, biological process: proteolysis.